Molecule: messenger RNA, 285 nt
Organism: Colletotrichum godetiae
Lineage: Eukaryota; Fungi; Ascomycota; Sordariomycetes; Glomerellales; Glomerellaceae
Exons: 2
Coding region: 1-285 (94 amino acids)
Source: RefSeq, a predicted model, not a curated record
AUGAAGUUCUCCAUCCUCACCUUCGCUACCCUCUUCGCCGCGCUCGCGGCGGCAGCUCCCGCUCCCGAAGCCGAGCUCGUCGCCAGACAGUGCUCUUGCCAUAAGAUCGGCGAUGAGUGGUUCUGCAGCGGCAGACUUUGCCCGAAGGACUUCAUCCCUACAACCGCCAUGGCCAAGAGGGGCAUCGAGAUUGAGGCUCGCGGCUGCAGCUGCAAACCCAUUGGUAACGGCGAUCUACACGUCGUUAUUCUUCCUUGUAUCUCCGUUAUUACCACCUGGGGCUGA